AUAAUGACAACUCUGGAGUGUGAAUUCGUGUAUUCUCGCGACGAUGAUUCUUGACGUCACGUCUACAUAAAACAACCGAACUCAGCGUUUUCUCUUUCGUUAACGGCAUUUUGUUAUCAGUUGGAGAAGCCAUCCGAGGAUCAAUAGUCAUGCCCCGUGUCUAUGUUGGAAAACUAAGUUAUCAUGCUCGAGAGAAAGACCUUCAGCGGUUUUUCAAUGGCUACGGAAAGCUCAUGGAAAUUGAUCUGAAAAAUGGAUAUGGCUUUGUAGAGUUUGAGGACAAUCGCGAUGCGGAUGACGCUGUGUAUGAACUGAAUGGCAAGGAGUUGUGCGGGGAGCGUGUGACCGUGGAACAUGCAAGAGGACCGCGGCGCGACCGAGAUGGAUACAGUGGUGGCGGGGGUGGUCGAAGUAGUAGUGGUUACAGCAGCAGCAGAAGCCGCACUGGCAGGGAUAAGUACGGGCCACCUGUCCGUACCGAGUACCGGCUGAUCGUUGAGAAUCUGUCCAGCCGCUGCAGCUGGCAGGAUCUGAAGGAUUUCAUGCGCCAGGCUGGAGAGGUCACGUACGCUGACGCCCACAAGGAGCGUACCAACGAGGGUGUCAUCGAGUUUGGCUCGCGUUCGGACAUGAGGAGGGCCCUGGACAAGCUGGACGGCACGGACAUCAACGGGAGGAAGAUCCGCCUGGUGGAGGAAAAGUCUCGCCGCCGCCGCUCCUACUCUGGCAGCCGCUCCAGGUCUCGCAGCAGACGUCGCUCUCGUAGCAGGAGCAGCCGCUCCAGGACUAACUCCAGGUCCCGAUCCCAUUCUCGCAGCAAGAGACGUCGCUCUAGAUCUGGAAGGAAGUCCCGUUCCCGCAAGUCUCGUUCCCGCUCUCGCACCCGCAAAUCCAGAUCCCGCUCCGACAAAAGCAAGUCCCGUUCCAAGAGCCAUUCCAAGGUGAAAUCUGAGCGGGACUCCAGCAGCCCCUCCAAGGAGAAGUUGGCCAGCAAGAAGUCCCGUAGCCGCUCGGCGACCCCCAUGGGGAAUGGGAAGGAGGAGCCGUCCUCUCGCUCCCCGUCCCCAGCAGCUGACCGUCGCUCCAAGUCUCCGGACAAGCGAUCUGUCUCCCGCUCCCCAUCUCGCUCCAGGUCUAGAUCAGCUUCCCGAGAUUAAAGGCAUUGCCCAGUUUGUUUCAUCCACAUGUUCCCCAUUAGAGCAAUCUGGAUGUAUAGGAGCAGCUUCUAUUUGAUUUAGCAGAUCUAUCGCAGUACCAGGUUAAUCAAGGCUUGCUCAGUUAAUCGGUGCUGUCUUUGGCACUUAGAAAUCUAAACCAUGAUCUUGACAUUGUAUUAUACAUGGCUUGAGAAUGAUUUAGUCAUUAUUGUGUGUGUGUGUGUGGGGGGGGGGGGGGGGGCACAUUGUAGAUUAUAGCUGCUAUGUUUUGUACAUGGAGGAGCUUGUCUGAAUGGCUUAGUAUUGAAAACAAGUCAUAACUUUUUUCUUUUAUUUCCUUAAUUAUUUGUAUUCCUCCCUCCGGUCUGCUUUUGCUUACCUCUGGGUGGUGUUUGACAUUAUUUUUCAUGAUUUGAGUAAUUUCACCUAUUGAGCCCAAGGUUUGUUUUUGACACCCCACAAUGUAUGUGUUGUACAUCUUGUGGACAUACACUUUUUUGGCAUCGAGAUUUAACCAGGGAUCGUGGUACAGAUUCCAGCCUCUCCCACAUGAGAAACCGGUCUGAUUACUUGUAACCAUGUCCAUUUUUUUUAUUGUACAUUUAAUAAAAGUUGUUAUGAAAA
Messenger RNA from Salmo salar (Atlantic salmon), 1781 nucleotides. Its product is annotated as serine/arginine-rich splicing factor 6. Lineage: Eukaryota; Metazoa; Chordata; Actinopteri; Salmoniformes; Salmonidae. The record is from RefSeq and is a predicted model, not a curated record. Gene Ontology annotation, molecular function: mRNA binding. Gene Ontology annotation, cellular component: nucleus; cytoplasm.